UUCUCUAACCACAGAAUUCUCCGAAGUAAUUCUCAGAAUUAGUUCUUCUUUUUCCCUCCGUUUAUUGAUUUUGGUUUUGAGAGAUAUGAAGAUCGUUGCUGCUUAUUUGUUGGCUGUGUUGGGCGGCAACGCCUCCCCCUCCGCCGAUGAUAUCUCCAACAUCCUCGCCUCAGGUUCAUACAUAUAUAUAUACUCUCUUCGCUUACAUAUUGCUGGCAAAGAUAUCACUGAGUUGAUUGCAGCUGGGAGGGAGAAAUUGUGUACCGUACCCUCAGGAGGUGGUGUCGCUGCACCUUCUGGAGGUGGCGGUGGUGCACCCGCAGCAGCUGCUGAGGCGAAGAAAGAAGAGAAGGUGGAAGAGAAAGAGGAAUCUGAGGGAGAGGUAAGCUGUAUCCUACGUGCUUGAAUUGGACGUCGUGAACUAAUUAUUUUGCAGGAUAUGGUGUUUGGUCUAUUCGACGACUAAGAAAUUUGUGAACAAUGAAGAAAUUUAGUUUUAGUUUUAGUUUUAGUUUUAGUUUUAGUUUUAGAUGGAGAAAAUUUUGCUGCUUGAAUGAGGGCCUUUUGCACAGUGAAGAUACUACAUUAGUAGUAGUAGUAGUGCUUACUUUGUUUUGAAUUUCAAUUGCUUAGGAUGAUUCAUUUGCACAAUGAAGAUAUACUGAUAUUAAUAUAGUGCUACUAUGGAUUUUUGAAGUA
Molecule: messenger RNA, 699 nt
Organism: Salvia splendens (bonfire salvia)
Lineage: Eukaryota; Viridiplantae; Streptophyta; Magnoliopsida; Lamiales; Lamiaceae
Product: 60S acidic ribosomal protein P2A
Exons: 2
Coding region: 86-406 (106 amino acids)
Biological process (GO): cytoplasmic translational elongation
Cellular component (GO): cytosolic large ribosomal subunit; ribosome
Molecular function (GO): structural constituent of ribosome
Source: RefSeq, a predicted model, not a curated record